Molecule: messenger RNA, 1736 nt
Organism: Choloepus didactylus (southern two-toed sloth)
Lineage: Eukaryota; Metazoa; Chordata; Mammalia; Pilosa; Megalonychidae
Gene: LRRC73
Product: leucine rich repeat containing 73
Exons: 6
Coding region: 526-1476 (316 amino acids)
Source: RefSeq, a predicted model, not a curated record
AACCAGCCGCCCGCCCUGGCGCUGGAACCCGAACCCGAGCUAGAGCUGAAGCUGCGGCUCGUCGCCCGCCUGCCGGCGCCGGGCUCUCCCUACGGGUGGUGCGGCCGAGCCCCCGGGGCCAUAGGGGGUGCGAGGCCAGAGAGUGGAAGGAGCUCAUGCCGCCGCUGAGCUGGGACCGGUCCCCCGCGUCCUAAACCGAGGCCCGGAGCCGUCACCGUUGCCGCCGCAACCGCGAGGGACUAGGACAAGCGCGGAGCAGCGCCUACGCGGACACCGGAUCGCGCGCCCAGGCCCACCGCCCAGACUCGGACGGCACGGUCCGCCCCGGCCGCAGAGCCUCUGGGUCUCAGCCCGACACGCGACCUCCACGCCCCAGCACCCCCGGCCCACUCCCUCCGCGGCGCCCUUCUCCGCCUCCACCUCCGCCUCUGCCCUCGCCUCUGCCUUCGCCCCCGCUCCGUCCACGGCCGGAGCCGCGGCCCCACAAACCUCAGCCCCGGCCCCGGAGGCCCAGCCGCGGGCACAAUGCUGCCCAGCUCCAUCCAGAUUUCCGGAGAGCCGCUGUCAGGUGCCGAGGUGCGGGACAUCUGCCGCGGCCUGCGCGACAACGCCGUGCGCCUGCUCUCACUGCGCGGCUGCCGCCUCUGCGACCGCGACUUCGGCCGCAUCUGCCGAGCCCUGGCCGGGGCCACGUCUCUGGCGCAGCUCAACCUUAACCUGGGCGUCGUGUCCAGCCCCAGCCGCAUCAAGCAGCUGGCGGAAGCGCUGCGGACCAACCGCUCCAUCCAGUCCCUCUUCCUGCAUGGGAGCCCCCUGACAGAUGCUGGACUGGCCUUGCUGAACCCAGCCCUGGCCCUCCACCCUGCCCUCGUGGCUCUGGACCUGGGGGACUGCAUGCUGGGUGAUGACGCCAUCAACCUCAUCUGUGGCCUCCUUCCCCCCGACGGGGCUAAGUCAGGCUUGAAGGAACUAACGCUGAGUGCCAACCCCGGCAUCACUCCUAAGGGCUGGAGCCGCCUCGCCAUUGCCGUGGCUCACAGCUCCCAGGUUCGCGUCCUCAACCUGGACUACAAUCCCCUGGGUGACCAUGUGGCAGGAAUGCUGGCUGUAGCUGUGGCUUCCAGUCGUACCCUGGAGGUCCUGGACUUGGAGGGUACAGGGCUCACCAACCAGUCAGCUCAGACUCUGCUCGACAUGGUAGAAAAUUAUCCCACGGCUUUGCGGAGCCUAGUGUUGGCUGAGAACAGCAUUAGCCCGGAGCUGCAGCAGCAAAUCUGUGACCUCCUCUCUGAAGGGGAGGAGGAGGAGGAGGUGGCAGCAGGGGCUGGUGACACCCAGGAGCAGGAUAAAGGGCGGGAGCCUGCUGUCCACCAAAGGGGCAGCAGCUCCUGGAUGUGCCCCAGCGAUCCCAGCUCUCAGAUGGUGCUAAUGACGUCAGGACUAGGGGACAGUCUUUUGGCGGAGACAGAGAUGUGAUCCUCCACUUGGGCUUCUGUGCAUCGCUACAUGUCUGUCUACAGCACCUUGUCCCAGAUAGCAGGGUCAGGCCCUGGGGCUUGGGGGGGAGUGGCAGGGGUGAUGCCUGGGGCUCUGGCAGUUCCUGGUAUGGUGAGAAGCUCUGGAAGCUGUGACUGGGCAACCGCCUUGAGGGGCAGUUGAACCCAAGGCGUUGCCUCUGAACUUAUUGGCAGCUCUGGCUGCAGCCCGCUGGCUCGGAAGAGAUUUUAUGAACUCCA